Molecule: messenger RNA, 563 nt
Organism: Triticum urartu
Lineage: Eukaryota; Viridiplantae; Streptophyta; Magnoliopsida; Poales; Poaceae
Product: small polypeptide DEVIL 8
Biological process (GO): negative regulation of cell population proliferation
Source: RefSeq, a predicted model, not a curated record
CCUCUCCAGGUUCGCCACACCACGCUAUAUCCUCUGCUCUACUACUACAGUUGUUCUCCCGUGACAAGUUCGUUUUCUCCUUCGAAAUCGCAUCCAUGGAACUGGCCGCUUCAGCUUCGGUGUCCGUCUGCUCGGCGUACCACCACCUCUCAACGCCGGCUGAGGCCAACGACGACAGCACGCGGUCCCAACCGCAGCUGCAGCGCCGGAGGAAACAGGCCGCUGGCAGUGGCAUCGGUGGGCUCCGGUCCCGGUGCCAUGCUGUUCUGAAGCAGCAGAGGACGAGGCUGUACAUCCUCCGGCGGUGUGUCUCGAUGCUGCUGUGCUGGAACGAGCACGACAUGUCCGACUGAGCUCACACGAGGGCCCGGUGGUUUUUGUGCGGGCUGGGUCAGGGCCGGGCCUGUAGACCGGCUCGGUCUGUAGGAAGGAAUGGUAGAGUGUUUGGUGUAUCAUAUUCCAUACUUGUUUAUUAACAAUUGUCAUGACAUGAGGUUUUUUUUAAUCUGAUGAUGUGUAAGUGAAUGGGAAAUGUGAUGACAUGUGAUGGAAUUGGUUGCUUA